Molecule: messenger RNA, 1804 nt
Organism: Trametes versicolor FP-101664 SS1
Lineage: Eukaryota; Fungi; Basidiomycota; Agaricomycetes; Polyporales; Polyporaceae
Product: Endosulfine-domain-containing protein
Exons: 4
Coding region: 776-1171 (131 amino acids)
Cellular component (GO): cytoplasm
Molecular function (GO): protein phosphatase inhibitor activity
Source: RefSeq, a predicted model, not a curated record
CAACGACCUUCUCUUCUGCUUCGCCUCCUCCUGAUCCUGGCCGGGCGAGCCGGCGCACCCUGCACGCCACGAGCCAGGGGGCGUCGUGCUCGCCUGUGGCAGCAUCUCCUCCCGCGGCGUGGUGGGCUAUCGAUGGAGGGGCACAUGCGCGGAACGAGGACGGCCUCGUUGCAGGGCACGCGCCGGGGACGAUAAGGCCUAGGCAGGGGGGGCUCGUGAAGGGGUUGACCGGCUGCCUGGGGGUAGGGGGGCUUGGAACGUUAGGGUCUGAUAGGGAAUGGGACGAAGAGGGCGAGGAGUCGGACGCGAUGCUCUGGGCUGAAUAAGUGGGGAAGCUUCACCGGAUCGAGCGCACGCUGUUUCCCAUGGGCUGCCAGGAUGUCGUGGAGGUGUAUAUAUACGGCGCGGCUGCGUCGAGACUGGACGUGAACUCUGCGCUUGCUGUUUACUCGAACUCUGCGCCCAGAGCGAACCUCCAAGGCGACAACGGCGACCGAGACAGCGAUCGACAGGCGCGCGGAGAUUACGUCACAGCCGGUGUAUUUCGGAGUCCGCCCAUACUCCGGCGCAGCUGAGUGGAGCGGAGUGCAAAAGGUAGGGGAUAGAGGAGGGGCGGGAGGGGAGGACGCUCAGCAACUGACUACCAUUUGCCAUCUCUGCCUGGAAUCUGAAAUCGCCGCUGCUUCUUCAAGCCCAAGGCUUCUGCCCGUCGCCCAUCCCGCUCGACAGAGCCUCCCGUCCCCUUCCCCUGCUCGCACAUCGCCCUCCAUCCACCAUGCUGCCCGCCAAGCGCAACAAGGUCGACCUCAGUAAACUCACGGAGGAGGAGCAGAAGCUCUUCCGCCUCUACGGCAAGCUCCCGACGCACAAGAAUGUGCUCACGAAGAUGCAGAAGGAUCGGAAGUACUUUGACUCUGGGGACUACGCCCUGAGCAAGGCCGGAAAGGCGCCGCAGAACACCGUCGGCACCGCCAUCCCCAGUCCCGAGAACAUCCCCCACGCCACCUCUCCCCCGGUGCACCAGGCUCUCUCUGUGUCGCCGACGAACUCGAACAUGACCCAGAACCCCGCCAAGGAGAGUUCGCUCGCGGAAUCAGAGCCCGCCGAGGACGAUAUGGUCGAGCAACCUGAGGCGGAGGAGGAGGCAGCGUUGGAGGCCGAACGUGCCUAACAUGCUGAGGCCUACGCCGCGCGCAUCCCGCCCCACUCUCACCUUUCUUGCCUGCGUGCGCGUGCCAUAGCAACUGCGCCCCACCCGCCGCUCCACGCCGCCCGCUGACCGGAGCACCUGACGUGCGCCCCUCUCCCCCAUCGCUCCUCGGCUUCCACAUCCGCUCCCGUUCACGCGCUCUCCCUCCCGUCACGUCCCCAAAUGCACCGGAACCUGCCUGCCACGUCCCGUAUCCAUAUUCAUUGUAUCACACCUCGGUCCCCCCAUCAUCGCGUCACGAUCACCGCUGUCACCUCUGUCGUCUAUCUACCUGCCUGUACUGGAGCAUAUACACUACUUGCACCCGGAUCGUAUGCAGGGGGCGCGUACGGAUGCAUGGGUAAGAUCGCGCGGAGCUUUCGUCUUCUCCUGCCUCCGUGUUCCCCUCUUUCUCACCUGUUCCAUGACUCCUUCUGCGCUCCGUCCGCAGGCCUGUCCCUGCCUGCAGCGCAUGUUGGGGUGGGGAGUGAGAGUGCAUGCUCGGGAGCAGAGAGAAUCAUGGAAGCCGUACUCCGUCAUCCAAUGGCCGCAGGUCAACUUCGAUUCGGCCGUAUCCGCGCCCCCGCUGCUUUUUCCCAUCCACCCUCAUCCACC